This is a messenger RNA of Protobothrops mucrosquamatus (brown spotted pit viper), 716 nucleotides long. Its product is annotated as myosin regulatory light chain 2, skeletal muscle isoform. Gene Ontology annotation, biological process: skeletal muscle tissue development. The record is from RefSeq and is a predicted model, not a curated record. NCBI's taxonomy places the organism in Eukaryota, Metazoa, Chordata, Lepidosauria, Squamata, Viperidae. Gene Ontology annotation, molecular function: calcium ion binding. Gene Ontology annotation, cellular component: cytoplasm. The coding region runs from base 49 to 498 and encodes 149 amino acids. The transcript is spliced from 6 exons.
AAGAAGGCAAAGAGAAGGGCAGCAGAAGGAAGCUCCAAUGUCUUCUCCAUGUUUGACCAAACGCAGAUCCAGGAGUUUAAAGAGGCCUUCACUGUUAUUGACCAGAACAGAGAUGGCAUCAUUGACAAGGAGGACCUGCGAGAUACAUUUGCUGCUAUGGGCCGCCUGAACGUGAAGAAUGAGGAGUUAGAUGCCAUGAUCAAGGAGGCCAGUGGCCCCAUCAACUUCACUGUCUUCCUCACCAUGUUUGGGGAGAAGCUGAAGGGUGCUGAUCCCGAGGACGUCAUCAUUGGUGCCUUCAAAGUUUUGGACCCUGAGGGGAAGGGGAAUGUCAAGAAGAAAUUCUUGGAAGAACUCUUGACCACCCAGUGUGACCGGUUCACUCCAGAAGAGAUCAAGAACAUGUGGCACGCUUUCCCUCCAGAUGUAGCUGGCAAUGUUGACUACAAGAACAUCUGCUAUGUCAUCACACACGGAGAGGACAAGGAAGGGGAAUAAACCCUGAUUUUUUUUUUCACCCUUGCUUUGUGGGGAGAUCCACCUAGACACCCCCAGGCUGGGGGAUUUCAUUUAUGCUGGUCCCUGAUGAUCCACACUUUUGUAACCAAACAACAAACAUCUCAAUCUGUUAUUUAUUAUCUUAUGGGGAGAAAAAUUAUACCCCCCCACAAAACUGACCCUUUUCACUACGACUAGUCUUAACCUAACUGGGACUU